GAGCUGGGGUUUUAAUUCCAGUACGACUAUAAUAAUCGUAAUGAACUCAGAAAACAUUAUUGGACCUGAGUAUGAAGGCAGGAUCACCUUCUUCCCAUCUACUGCGUCUUUGGAGCUCAGGAGUCUCACUGUGGAUGACACUGGAGAAUACACUGUUAAUAUUAUACAAGAUGGAAAAAUCCAGAAUGGCCAUAUUACUCUGGUGAUAUACGAGAAAGUCUCCAAUGUGUUGGUAACUUCCAGCAGCACAGACUUGGUUGAGUUCAACAGUUCUGUCUCUCUGUCCUGCUUGGCCUCUGGAUCCUCUCUCUCUUUCCUCUGGUUGAACGGCAGCUCUGAGGUUACAGCAAGUGACAGAGUUCAGCUCACUGAUGGAGGCUCCAGUCUGACUAUAAUCAAUGUGACCCGCUUUGACCAGGGACCAUUCAGGUGUCGUUUCACUGAAGGGGUUGGUGUGUUGCCUGAUGAUCGUCUGAAUGCAGCUGUAGGAGAAACGGCGAUGUUCACUACAACACUGUCUCCAACAGAGAAACCGUUUCAAUCUGUGAACUGGAAUGUUAAUUUCUCUACAACUAUACUAGUCAUGAUUAACUCAGAAGAAACUAUUGGACCGGAGUAUGAAGGCAGGAUCACCUUCUUCCCAUCUACUGCGUCUUUGGAGCUCAGGAGUCUCACUCUGGGUGACACUGGAGAAUACACUGUUAACACUAUACAAGAUGGAAAACUCCAGCAGGGCCAUACUACUCUGUUGAUAUACGAGAAAGUCUCCAAUGUGUUGGUAACUUCCAGCAGCACAGACUUGGUUGAGUUCAGUGGUUCUGUCUCUCUGUCCUGCUUUGCCUCUGGAUCCUCUCUCUCUUUCCUCUGGUUGAACGGCAGCUCUGAGGUUACAGCAAGUGACAGAGUUCAGCUCACUGAUGGAGGCUCCAGGUCAGACAUCAGCCUCACCUGCUCAGUUGGAUCCAGAUCUCCUGCACAGUUUCAGUGGUUUCUGAAUGGAGGUCAGCUGCUUGAUACUGGAUCAGAGCUCAGACUGAUGAAUGUUACCAUGAGUCACAGUGGAAACUUCAGCUGUCAGGCCUUUAACCACAAAACUCUUAGAUCUCAAACAUCUCAGCCUUCGGCCAUCACUGUGCUGGAGAAAAUAUCAGGUUCUUCUGUCAAACCAUCAACAAACCUGACAGUUGAGGGAACCUCUGUCAGUUUAACCUGUGAGGCCUCUGGUUCAGUCUUUACAAGAAACUGGAUGAAGGAUGGCUCCGAUCUGACCCCGCCUGACAACAUGACCCUUUCUGACAAUAACAGAGUGUUGACCUUUGACACUGUGAAGAGGAAAGAUGAAGGAGAAUAUUUUUGUAAUAUCAGCAACCCUGUCAGCAGUCAUGGAGAUACAUACAUCAUGACUGUUAAUUAUGGACCAGAAAAUGUUCAAAUCAAAGGUCCAGAUAAGAUAAUUAUGAAAGGCGCCUUAAAACUGACCUGCUCUGCUGAAUCCCCACCAUCUGCCAGAUUCACCUGGUUCUUUAAUGGGACAGAAAUACUCACCAAUUCAGCUGAGUAUAUUAAAGAAGAGGUUGAAUUAUCUGACAGUGGCAACUACACAU
This is a messenger RNA of Neolamprologus brichardi, 1604 nucleotides long. NCBI's taxonomy places the organism in Eukaryota, Metazoa, Chordata, Actinopteri, Cichliformes, Cichlidae. The record is from RefSeq and is a predicted model, not a curated record.